CAGCCAAUCACGGCAUUUGUCAUAGAAUAGAUAUUACGCUUCCAACAUGGCUGUUCAUUGUAGGAAAGCUGCCGCAAAGCUAGUCGAAAUUAAUGUAAAAUAAACAGUAAAUAAUAAAAAUAGUAUCGUAAUAAGAUUUAAAUUGCGUAUUUAGUUAUCACGGAGCUCUGGUUACAAUAAAAUGCCUCGUUGGACGUUUAAUUUUGGAUUAAAAGCCCACUUCAUUGUAUGUAACAUGCUAGCCUGUGAGCUAGGUUAGCCAGCGGUGGUAUAACUAAUUCUGCUCUAAAAUUGGAAUCGGUUUCUCUUCAAAUUGAAGCAAUGUUGGGGUUUCUGACAGCAAGGCAGGCUGGACUGGAUGACCCUCUGCGACUGCAACGUUCAGAGUCAACGAGAAGGGUCCUCAGUCUGAAGUUGAAUCCUGACAGAGAUGUGGAGCGAAUCCAUGGAAAUGGCAUCAACACCAUUGACAUUGAAGCAAUUGAGAGCAGAUACAUGUUGUCUGGAGGUGCAGAUGGAGUGAUCGUUAUCUAUGACCUGGAGAACUACAGUGGGAAACCACAGUACACCUGCAAGGCUGUCUGCACAGUAGGCAGGUCUAGCCGGUAUGUCCACAAGUUCAGUGUUGAGACAGUUCAGUGGUAUCCUUAUGACACAGGCAUGUUUGUCUCCAGUUCCUUUGAUAAGACCAUGAAGGUCUGGGAUACUGAGACACUGAAGCCUGCUGAAGUCUUUGAGUUUGAGGGCAAUGUCUACAGUCACCACCUGUCCCCCAUCGCCAGGAAGCACAGUCUCAUUGCAGUGGGCACCAAAAACCCCAAAAUUCAGCUCUGUGACCUGAAGUCUGGUUCACGGAUUCAUGUUCUUCAGGGUCAUAGAGCAGAGGUCCUGUCCGUGCGGUGGUCGCCCAGAUACGAGCACAUCUUGGCCACUGCCAGUGCAGACAGCAAGGUGAAAGUAUGGGAUGUCCGUCGGGCUUCUGGUAGUCUCUUUACGCUGGACCAGCACAAUGGAGACAAGUCGAAAGCCUCCUCUGAGGCAGUAAACACAGCCCAUAAUGGCAGAGUGAAUGGCCUGUGCUUCACCGGUGAUGGCCUCUACCUCCUCACAACUGGAACUGAUGACCGUAUGAGACUAUGGAACAGUGCCACUGGAGAGAACACACUGGUGAAUUAUGGGAAGGUCUGCAACGAAAGUCGUAAAAGGCUACAGUUCACGGUGUCACGUGGCUGCAGCCCGGAGUUUGUGUUUGUGCCAUGCGGUAGCUCUAUCGCAGUGUAUGCCCUCCACACUGGAGAGUUGGUCACUAUGCUCAGGGGUCACUACAACAAUGUCGACUGCUGCGAAUUUCACCCAGACUUCCAGGAGCUGUAUAGUGGAGGCAAAGACUGUAACAUCCUGGCGUGGGUGCCUGUCCUUCGUGCCUCAGAUGUGGAAGAGGAGUCAAACUGUACAAAUAAGGGUGCUGCCGGCCAGUCCUCAGUGAACCCUGCCUUUCAGGACACAUGGAGCAGUGAUGAAGAUUAAUGCUGAUGUUCUGUGUGUGUGGGGAAAGUGGACACUCAGUUGUCUGAGCACGCAAAUGAACAGACAUCUUUCACAAUUAACUUGUCAAAAAAAUGACAGGUCCAGGGACACCUGUGAAGAUAAUUAUAUUUCUCCUGUUUCAUCAUUGCAGACAAAGGCUAAGGCCUGAAAAUGAAAGUGAUUUGUGUAAAUAAUUGCCCAACUUUAUAAGUAUGCACAGUGUUAUGAAUAUUUUUCUUUUUUGUACAUUUUUAUUGUUUUUAUUCGAAUGUAAAGCCAACAUGGUCCUUGGUCAUACUCAUGGGGGAUAGCCACCGUUUUUUGUGCAAAUUAUAAUAUGAGACGAGCAGAAUGCAUCUUUUAAUGCAACUUCACACCCCUCACACACGUGUUAUGAUGCCGACACUACAUUAGGUUCAUACAUACUGUAACAUCCAAUGAAGUUUUAUGGUUAAAUGGACAUUAUAGGGGUCAUGGAGAGAGAUUUUUAAGCUUUUUAAACAGGUGUGGGGCCACUCUUUUAGUCUGUGUGUUUCUGCAGCUGAGUUGAGAAGGGUUCUGCCCAUAAUCCUCACAUGGGGGAAACCAGGCAUUCAAAAACACAGACUGUCUUGUUGUCACUCCCGGGAAAAUUUGCAUUUGUUUACAAGUUCUGCUGUCAGCCCUUGCUGAAAGUACCAGCAGAGAAUGAUACUGAAACCUCGGUCUCUGUGCUUAUAGUGUACCACUCAGUUAAGUCUUCCCAGGUCACCUGAAGUGUCUUGAAUUGUACAGCUUUUUGGAAAUUUGUCUGUCUUCUGUCUUGUAAUAAAAGC
Molecule: messenger RNA, 2342 nt
Organism: Xiphias gladius (swordfish)
Lineage: Eukaryota; Metazoa; Chordata; Actinopteri; Istiophoriformes; Xiphiidae
Gene: ercc8
Product: excision repair cross-complementation group 8
Exons: 12
Coding region: 322-1527 (401 amino acids)
Biological process (GO): proteasome-mediated ubiquitin-dependent protein catabolic process; protein polyubiquitination; transcription-coupled nucleotide-excision repair
Cellular component (GO): nucleotide-excision repair complex; Cul4A-RING E3 ubiquitin ligase complex
Molecular function (GO): protein binding
Source: RefSeq, a predicted model, not a curated record